CCGGGUACCGUCUCAUUAACGCAGUAAUUAAUUUACCGCGUUGACCGAGUUACUGUAUCCGAUAAUACGACAGCAUGAGCUGACAUAAUCAGCGUUAAUCGGCUCGUAGGAUAGUCAGUGUGUAAAUAUGUAAAAAGUAUAAAUAUAUCGUAUUUUACGAUUCAUAAUGCCUGGGAAACUAGACGGGACGUCCCGUGUUAAGUUUUGUUUUCCAGCCUCGUCCCCGCGUUAUUCCCUUUUCUCAUAUGUAAUUCUUGCUAUAUUCAGAUAGAUUUAAGUAUAUCUUGUGCAUGAUUGCCCUCAUUUUAUUUGAAAUGUUUAGAAAAUAUGUGUUGAUUUUUAGUCCGUACGUGCUUAAUUAUUGAGCGUAUGCUUUUAAGUGAGUUUGAGGCCGUUGACUUGAUUACGAUUGAAUAAAACACCGGUGAAGAUGACUUCCCUCUUCCCCAAAAAAUCAAUUUUAGAAGAUUUUGACGAGUCCGAUCCGCUAGCUGAUUUUUCUCUCUCUGAUGAUGAUUUUUUUGACGAUCCCAAGACAAAACCGUCGAUUAAGAACACACCUGCAACAAAGAGCGAUGUACAAAUGGACGGGCAGAAACCGGAGGAGCGAUCGAGGAAAAUUGCUGACCUCUUCGGACUCGAGAAGGACGCGGAGUCAACGGAGCAGGCGGCCGAAACGGCGAAAAAGGACAGCGCCAGCUGGCUCGGCCUCAAAAGCAGCCCCGAGAGCGAGACGAAGAAAGACCCGAGUGCCAAAAACGAGACCACGUACAGUCUGGGACUUAACGCAGACAUGAAGGAACCGGCGGGGAAACUGGGAGGUUUCGGGAUGAGCAGCGAGACCCGGAGAAGAAGGAGCGAAGGUCUCGGGAUCAUGAAGAGCGCCGAGAGCAAGAAGAGCAUCUUCAAGUCUUUAGAUAUACCAUUGGAGACGGAAACUUCAGAUCCACCGAAAAGGGUUAGCUUCAGUGACGCGACCAAGAGAGGCGACGCGGAUAUUUUCGGAGGACUAGGUGACAUGGACGAUCUGCUUCCAGACCGUACGCCUGAUCACAGUCAGGAUACCAAGACGACGGAGAGACUCCCACCUUCUUUCGAUUUGAAAGAUUCGGAAGAAAAACCACCAUCAGUGGCACCUAAAGAUUACGUACCAUCAGCUGGCACACCCAACCGGAGGCCAAGUUUCGGUAGACGCCGGGAAUCAGAGACUACGCCUAAAAUGGUGACAUCUUUCAAAUCUCAGUUCGGUUUGGACGAUUUGGACGGCCCUUUGGCUGGCUUGAAACCCAGAGAGCCGCCAGAGAAGCGCUUCAAUGUGAAACCACCCAACGAAGUCGUAUCAAACGAUCCUAUGAGCAUUUUAGGUAAGGAGAUGCCAGAGUUCAAAGAUUCUGCUGGGAUUGCUCGGAGGGACCAAAGCCAGCUCCCUUCGUGGCUUACGGAUCAAACAUCUCAAGGAGCUUCAGUUGUGUCUUCGGGAGCUUUAACGACCUCAACAAUGCUUGUUUCUACACCUGUCAAGGACGCAGUUCUUUCUGACACCAACGAAUCGGUGCAAGGCGACGGCAUUUCACGAGUACCAACAGAGUCUCACAUAAAAUCGGCGAUAUCUUUGGGAGAAAAGGCCUUCGUAUCGGAAAAAACGAUCCAGUCAUUGCAACAAACUCAUUCUCAGUUAUUGUCCGUCUUGAAAAUGCAGCAACAAAAGGAGAUGAUGGACAGCAUAACGACACGGCAGUUGGCAGUGUUGCACAAACAGGAGGAGCAAAUAGAGCAGCUCAUUCAAAAACAUUUGCAGAAGCAGAUGGAAGCAGAGGCCAUUGUCGAGAAGCAGAUGCAACAGAUAAACGAUAUCAUCUUGGUGUUAAUGUCUCAACCAGAUUCAGGCAAACCCAUUAUGUUGGACGAAACAGUUAGCAAAGGGAAAAGCGAAGAGAGAGCGGACGAAGCAAUUUCUCCAACAGAGGUUCUAAAUUUAAAUAGACAAAUUUUAAAUUUGGAGGAUAGUAUGCAGCAUCUAGAGUUUGAAAACAAAAAAUUACAACUACAGUUGGAGUUUGCAGAGAAUCGAUACAAACUAGAAUUGGAAUCCGUCGAGAAAAAUCUCAAUUACGAGCUACAAAUGAGCACAAAAAGAGAAGAAAAAUUGAAUAAGUGUCUGGAACAGAUGGAAACAGAAUACGAGGAAAAACUGAGCAAAUUGAAACACAAUGAGAUAGAGCAACGAAACUCGUACGAGGAGAAAAUAAGCGUACUGCAAAAUGAGAGACUAAAGGAUUAUCAGAAGCUGAACGAAAUUCAAAAAUCCGUUCUGGAGCAGACAUUUUCAUUCGAGGCACAGUCGCACUUUAAAGAUUUCGGGAAGCUGUUGAGACCUACAGUUUACCAGAUAAAUAAACCAGAAAAUGAAGAGGAGUUAUCAGAACGAGAGGAAAAACUGUUGGUACGAGAAAAGCACCUUGCUAGUAUGCGAGAUGCUUUGAAACGGGAAAAAUUAGCCCUGGAGACGCAAUUGGAAUCCGUUGCGAACAGAAGCGAGGCGCUGGAAAUGGAACGAUUGGAGGAAAAACUGCGAUUCGAUACCGAGAUGAGACAAGUGAGGAGCGAGAGGAACUCGCUGGAAAUUGAAAAAAGAGCGUGGCGCGAGGAGAAGGAUGCAGACCUGAAGCAAAUCGAGAAUUUGAAACAUCAAGUAGAAUCGAUGCGGGAGUUAAUGCUCAAACAGCAAGAGGCGUUGGUUCGAGAAAAAUUAGAACUCGCCUCGGAACGAGCGCAAGUGAACGCCAUUUCUAAAGUGCACGGCGCAAGUCUCUCCAGUGCAAUAGAUUUAGCUCAAGCAAAAGCCGAGAUGGACGGAGUCGUGGAGGCUGCCAAAAAAGCGGAGAAGGCGCUAGAAGAAGAAAAACAAGAUCUGCUGGAAAAAAAGAAACAGCUGAUAAACGAGAGCUGGAAGCUCACGGAAAGGGAACAGGAAGUCACGAUGAGAGAGAACUUCGUCAAACAGUUAUUGGAGGAGUCACAAAGGAAGAAGGAGGAAGGCCUUGAGGCUUUACGACGCGCCAAGGAGUCGGAAAAGGCAGUAAAUGAUGGACAAGCAGAGAUACAGGAGAAAAUCAACGAAUUAGAAAUUCAAGAGCGUAAUUUAAUGAAGGAGAGACUGGAAAUAGCCCGGGCAUGGAAAGAACUAAACAGGAGCAGAUCUCAGUUGGAAUUCCUACUGCCAGAAUUGACGAAUGAGGAGAGGCAACUACUCCAGCCUUCAACUAGACAGAAUCAAGUCGACCGAAAUUUGAUCGUUUACAAGCUACCUGCUGAGAGGGAAGGAGACGGCUUCAAACCUUUCACAAGUUCAUCGAGCCAUUUUAAUUUCAAUGUUGGCCAGGAAUACACUUGAACUGAUCAUUUUAGGCGUAAAAUGUGCUGGCGUUUGCAGUUGAAACAAACUCAACAUUCGACGUAUACCAAGGAUACAUCCAUACACCCUGAAUAUAUUUCUUUCUGCUAGAUUUUCAAGCUUAGAGACGACAACAACAUAAAAUUUGAAUAGGUACUGAAUGCUAAAAAUCUGAUUGGCAAAGGUUAACUGUACUUCUAGAACACUUGAUAAUAAAAAGUGCAGCAUUUUGA
Molecule: messenger RNA, 3627 nt
Organism: Bemisia tabaci
Lineage: Eukaryota; Metazoa; Arthropoda; Insecta; Hemiptera; Aleyrodidae
Gene: twy
Product: fas-binding factor 1 twitchy
Biological process (GO): establishment of epithelial cell polarity; cilium assembly
Cellular component (GO): ciliary basal body; ciliary transition fiber; centriole
Source: RefSeq, a predicted model, not a curated record